AUGGGAAAACUAUAUAGAAGGAUGAAACAUGUCGUCUCCAGAUAUGUGCUUGUAUACUUCUCCAUCUUGUAUGCCCGCUAUCAUACUGGCAAGGUUACUGAUGAAAUGCUUUCCUUGCCGAAAGCUCCGUAUCUUGCUGUUGGUCUCCUAGAGGCUCUUGGUGCUGCUUCUGGAAUGGCAGCUGGAGCAAUUCUUUCUGGUGCCUCAAUUCCCAUUUUGUCUCAGAGCUUUCUUGUCUGGCAACUUCUUCUAUCAUAUAUUCUCCUUGGGAGGAGAUAUAGUUUCAACCAGCUGCUUGGAUGCUUUCUUGUGGCAGUUGGUGUCAUCGUAACUGUUGCGAGCGGAUCUGGUGCUAAUUCAUUGAUGGAAGCUGGCAUAUUUUGGAGCCUUUUGAUGAUAGUUUCUUUUUUGUUCCAAGCUGCUGAUACAGUAUUGAAGGAAAUCAUAUUUUUGGAUUCUGCUCAGCGAUUGAAGGGAGGUAAAGUGGAUCUAUUUGUUGUAAACUCCUAUGGAUCUGCUUUCCAGGCAAUUUUCAUCUGCCUCCUCAUCCCUUUCUUGUCAAAGUUAUGGGGUAUCCCAUUUGAUCAACUGCCAAACUAUCUUCGAGAUGGUGCGGCCUGCUUCUUGAGCUUAGGCACUAUAUCAAGUGGAUGUGACGGUGCACCGCUACUGCCGCUGCUCUUUGUUAUUGUCAACAUGGGUUUCAACAUAUCAUUGCUGCAUCUGCUGAAGAUCUCUUCUGCUGUGGUAUCUUGCCUUGCAUCCACAUUUUCAGUGCCGAUAUCUGUGUUUUUAUUCACGCUGCCACUACCGUACCUUGGUGUUGCAUCUUCCCUGCCACCCGGGUUUGUAGCAGGUGCCAUCAUCCUUGUCAUAGGCAUGGUUAUUUAUACUUGGAGACCAUCAUCGGGUCAUAAGUGA
Molecule: messenger RNA, 921 nt
Organism: Ilex paraguariensis (yerba mate)
Lineage: Eukaryota; Viridiplantae; Streptophyta; Magnoliopsida; Aquifoliales; Aquifoliaceae
Source: the annotation of a GenBank genome assembly